AUGGCUGGUUUGAAUGCGAUGGCUGGUUUGAAUGCAAUAGCUGGUUUGAACGUGACGGCUGGUUUGAAUGUAACGGCUGGACGGCUGAAACGAAUAGAACAACUAGAACCAACAGAACUGUGAACAUCUGGAAUACCAAACCACCUGAAACACCCAAAACACCUGGAACUGAAAACAACAGAAUUGUAGUAACUAAAGCACCUAGAACACCUGAAACACCAAAACACCAAAACACCUGGAACACCAAAACCCUAGGACCAAUAAUGAAACAAACGGCUGGAACGAAUGGAAUGGCUGGAAUAAAUAGGACGGCUGGUUUGAAUGCGACAGCUGGAAUGAAUAGAACAACUAGAGCCAACAGAACUACGGCUGAAACAAAUGGGACAGCUGGUUUGAAUGCGACAGCUGGAACGAAUAGAACAACUAGAGCUGACAGAACUGUA
This is a messenger RNA of Cetraspora pellucida, 443 nucleotides long. Lineage: Eukaryota; Fungi; Glomeromycota; Glomeromycetes; Diversisporales; Gigasporaceae. The record is from the annotation of a GenBank genome assembly.